Molecule: messenger RNA, 963 nt
Organism: Lindgomyces ingoldianus
Lineage: Eukaryota; Fungi; Ascomycota; Dothideomycetes; Pleosporales; Lindgomycetaceae
Exons: 5
Coding region: 1-963 (320 amino acids)
Source: RefSeq, a predicted model, not a curated record
AUGGAUGGUGCAGGUGCAGCAGGCCGAGAGGAAAAGGAAGGGACGACAGAGAAAGUUAUUGACAAGACAACAGCGGACAGCGCAAAUGUUUCAGUCGACUUCGCAACUCGAAUUCCCGAUGAAGGCCGGGAUAUUGGGAGUGGGAAGUCGCUUUUGAAAAGUCCGGCGUCAGAGGGUGGGCGGGCAGUGGAGAAACGCCGGACGUACCUAUAUGCGGUUGAGUGCUGGGACUCGGAUAUCAAGGGCAGCACUGGGAUUGAGACGGCUUCGUGUCAGACAAUUGGGGGUGCGGUGUGCCUGGGGAUAAGCGUUCGGAGGGUUGGGGCGGCGACCAAGCGAGAGCCAACCACGGCGCAGCAGCGGGCAGGGGCCCUGGACGACUGGCGGCGCAGUGACGGGUACCGAAGUUCAGCGACGACGGUCGAAUUAUCCUCACCUGCCCGGAAGAACUGGGAUCAAUGGCCUCAAUCAAUUCAGCAGCCUGACGACACCCACCCCCCUGAUCUCUCCCCGCGCAUCAAUUCCGAAGGGUGUGGCUGGCAGUUCAUCUGGUUGUCUGGUUGUCUGUUGGACACGGCUCCCCGUUCACCGCCCGAAUUGGUGGCUUGGGCGACGCUCGGUCUUACCCCAACAAUCCAGCAAGCGGGCAGGGACCUCAACACCGAGCAGCGCAGGGAGGCCAAAACUUCGGGAAGCGUCACCAGCGGUCCUCCUCCCUUCCAUUUCCCACUGCACCUGCCCGCACUACCUGCCCCCCCCCCCGUCCACUGGCAUCCGUCAAGAAAAGGUCUGUCCCGCCGUCUGUUAUCUUGCUCGUCCAUCCUCUCCUUCCCCCGCCAUCUCGCCCCUGAGCCCUCACGUCAGCUUGAGCCUCCAUCGCCGCCGGACACAGCUGUCUCCAAUUCCGAAAUCUGGUCACUGACAGUCAUUGAGCUUAGAUUUAACUCCCCGUCUCUGUUCUAA